ACGAUCGGCACCCUCGGUAUCGGUGAAGCCACGCGAGACGCCGGAGUAUUUGGCGAUAGGCUUGCUGCGAUUGCGAACCGUCCUCCGCGACGCCGGACAGGAAACGUUCGUGCUUGCUUGACUCGAGGGCGAACGGAGGGGGGGAAUGGCGUCCUCGUGGAGCGUUCCCACUACCUAAUAUAUGCACUCAGGAGAGCUUGUGUGAAAGCUACAUCACCUCACGUCCGAGGAGGCCGGACGGGCUACGGGCAGGGGUUUGAUGAAGCUGCAGGGAACGCACCUUCUGCCGGGCCAGAGUGGAGAUGGGUCCAGCAUGGCCGGGUGUGCCUUGGUUACACAUGGCCGAGCGUGCAGGUGCAGGUCGCCGUCUACGAGUAUCCAUGCCGCCCCGCUCCAGCUCCAACCGCACGGCGACCCGUCAGCGAGCGUUUGCCAACGCAGAAGCCUCUGCGGGUUAGUCUAUCCAACGCGAUCCAAGCUACGGAGGUGGAGUCGCGCUGAUAUCAAUCUGGGCAAAUGCGCCGUCGAUCAUCUAGAUCCAUCCCGCAUGCGGCCUGGCCUCAACCUUGCCGCCGCCCAUCCUUGCUCUGUUUGUCAACACGAUCGUGCACUCGAGAGAACGGCGCGCGGUUCGGCUGCUGUCAAACCAGCAGUGGACGUGCAAGGCAUUCCAGAAGGCAUGCAUCGCCAUCCUCGAGCUGCACAACUGCGAGGACAGUUGGAGCGGCGCAAAGCAAAAGUCGUAUGCAGCAUCGAGGGGCAUCGGCGGUAUGACGCUUUUUCAGACAGCCACCGAGCGGGCGGCACAUCUACUCCCCCUUCACCGGUUCUCCACCGCAAGCAAAUACUCUCCCAUCGCCGGACUCAGCUAGAUCUCUCCACUAUCCGCUCCGAGGGGCGCAUUUUCAACCUUCUCAUCAACGUUUUGCUGCAUCGUGGCGAUUAUCCGGUGGAUGCGGAUGCGACGGCCAGAGAGCGGCCCGAGCGCCAUUAUCGUCGACCAAAACGCCUCAGCGGAGCUCCGCAAAAGCAACGAACACGCGGGAGCCAAUCGAGCUAAACAAUUGCAAAAUGCCAUGCGGGAGAACACGACACGGGAGGGCUUCUGCUUCCAGCCUAUGAAUGUCUUUGUUUCGAUUUAGCGACCGAGUUCCGGGUCCCGCCAUUCAGGGGCACGGGCGCGUUCCUGACUGAGUCCUGGUCGCACAUCGCGAUGCAAAUUGGAGA
This is a messenger RNA of Trematosphaeria pertusa, 1227 nucleotides long. RefSeq lists its product as uncharacterized. Lineage: Eukaryota; Fungi; Ascomycota; Dothideomycetes; Pleosporales; Trematosphaeriaceae. The record is from RefSeq and is a predicted model, not a curated record. The transcript has 3 exons. Bases 260 to 1060 code for a protein of 266 amino acids.